UUAGGCAGCAGCUGGGGGAAGAAUCAACACACCAGGGAGCAGAGCGGAGCGGACCCGAGGACAGAGGCGGCAGCUGCCUCCGCUGCCUCCCGUCGCUGCCGCCGCCACCGCCGGGGCUCAGCCCAGCGGCGGGCCCCGUGCCCCCAUAGCCGUCCCGCGGCGCCCCGCGGCGCGACCCCCAGGCCGCGCACCCCGAGCUGCGUCCGGGAGGGGGGGGGGAAAGGGCCCGGAUCCUCCUUCUCCCCCUCCUCCUCUCCUUCCUCUCACCCCCACCCUUCUAGCCUGACCCCCCUCCCCGCAUCCUCAGUCCCCACUCACCCCGACCCUCUCCCCGGCCCCUGCCUCCCCUCCCCCGCCUCGCCCCACCGGCUUCCCACCACGGCCUCUCUCGGCGAGGAAACUCUGGCCUCCGCUUCCUCCUCCUCCGACUCGGACACCGGCGGAGCCUCCCCGCCCCCGCGGAAGAAACCCCGAGCCUCGGCGGCGGAGGGAGCAGGAGAGCCCGGGGCUUCGGCAGGCAGAGCAGGCCUCUCCCCUCCGUCCUCGUCGUCGUCGUCCUCCUCCUCCUCCUCCGUGGUGGUAGUGGUGGGACUCCCCCCGGCUGCUACCCCUUCUGCCGCCGCUGCCGUCCCCCACCGAAGUAGCGGCCACAGCCUGGUCAGCGGCAGCAUCAUGCAGGCCAACGGGGCAGGAGGAGGAGGAGGAGGUGGUGGCGGCGCCGGUGGAGGAGGAGGGGGCGGCGGGGGCCAGGGACAGACCCAGGAACUCGCCUGUCUGUCGGCCCAGAACGGGGAGUCGUCUCCUUCGUCGUCGUCGUCCGUGGGGGACCUGGCCCACGCCAAUGGGCUCCUGCCUUCCGCCCCCUCUGCCGCCAGCAACAAUAGCAACAGCCUGAAUGUCAAUAACGGGGUUCCCGGCGGGGCGGCCGCCGCAGCCUCAGCCACAGUCGCAGCUGCCUCCGCCACCACCGCCGCCUCCUCUUCCUUGGCCACCCCAGAACUGGGCAGCAGCCUCAAGAAGAAGAAGCGGCUCUCCCAGUCAGACGAGGAUGUCAUUAGGCUAAUAGGACAACACUUGAAUGGCUUAGGGCUCAACCAGACUGUUGAUCUCCUCAUGCAAGAGUCAGGAUGUCGUUUAGAACAUCCUUCUGCUACCAAAUUCCGAAAUCAUGUCAUGGAAGGAGACUGGGAUAAGGCAGAAAAUGACCUGAAUGAACUAAAGCCUUUAGUGCAUUCUCCUCAUGCUAUUGUGGUAAGAGGCGCACUUGAAAUCUCUCAAACGUUGUUGGGAAUAAUUGUGAGGAUGAAGUUUUUGCUGCUGCAGCAGAAGUACCUAGAAUACCUGGAGGAUGGCAAGGUCCUGGAAGCACUUCAAGUUCUUCGCUGUGAAUUGACGCCGCUGAAAUACAAUACAGAGCGCAUUCAUGUCCUUAGUGGGUAUCUGAUGUGUAGCCAUGCAGAAGAUCUACGUGCAAAAGCAGAAUGGGAAGGCAAAGGGACAGCUUCUCGAUCUAAACUGUUGGACAAACUUCAGACUUAUUUACCACCAUCAGUGAUGCUUCCCCCACGGCGUUUACAGACUCUUCUGCGGCAGGCAGUGGAACUACAAAGGGAUCGGUGCCUAUAUCACAAUACCAAACUUGAUAAUAAUUUAGAUUCUGUGUCUCUGCUUAUAGAUCAUGUUUGUAGUAGGAGGCAGUUCCCAUGUUAUACUCAGCAGAUACUUACGGAGCAUUGUAAUGAAGUGUGGUUCUGUAAAUUCUCUAAUGAUGGCACUAAACUAGCAACAGGAUCAAAAGAUACAACAGUUAUUAUAUGGCAAGUUGAUCCGGAUACACACCUGCUAAAACUGCUUAAAACAUUAGAAGGACAUGCUUAUGGUGUUUCUUAUAUUGCAUGGAGUCCAGAUGACAACUAUCUUGUUGCAUGUGGCCCAGAUGACUGCUCUGAGCUUUGGCUUUGGAAUGUACAAACAGGAGAACUGAGGACAAAAAUGAGCCAGUCUCAUGAAGACAGUUUAACAAGUGUGGCUUGGAAUCCUGAUGGGAAACGCUUUGUGACUGGAGGCCAGCGUGGUCAGUUCUAUCAGUGUGAUUUAGAUGGUAAUCUUCUUGACUCCUGGGAAGGAGUAAGAGUGCAAUGCCUUUGGUGCUUAAGUGACGGGAAGACUGUUCUGGCAUCAGAUACACACCAGCGAAUUCGGGGAUAUAACUUCGAGGACCUUACAGAUAGGAACAUAGUACAAGAAGAUCAUCCUAUUAUGUCUUUUACUAUUUCAAAAAAUGGCCGAUUAGCUUUGUUAAAUGUAGCAACUCAGGGAGUUCAUUUAUGGGACUUGCAAGACAGAGUUUUAGUAAGAAAGUAUCAAGGUGUUACACAAGGGUUUUAUACAAUUCAUUCAUGUUUUGGAGGCCAUAACGAAGACUUCAUCGCCAGUGGCAGUGAAGAUCACAAGGUUUACAUCUGGCACAAACGUAGUGAACUGCCAAUUGCGGAGUUGACAGGGCAUACACGUACAGUAAACUGUGUGAGCUGGAACCCACAGAUUCCAUCCAUGAUGGCCAGCGCCUCAGAUGAUGGCACUGUUAGAAUAUGGGGUCCGGCGCCUUUUAUAGACCAUCAGAAUAUUGAAGAGGAAUGCAGUAGCAUGGAUAGUUGAUGGUGAAUUCGGAGCAGACGACUUCUGUUUAACUUAAAAUUAGUCGUAUUUUAAUGGCUUGGGAUUUGGUGCAAACAAACAUGAUUGAUAGCUGGACAGACAUGCUCGUCAUGAAAAAAGAACCAUUUCUGAAGCCCGAUUGGGGCCAAACAUUUAUUACACCUUGCUUCAUAGUAACCAAUUGAGAUGAAGCACGUCGUCGUUAGAGCGUUGUUGGACACCAUGUUGAAUUAUACCCCCAUCGGUUGUGAAGAACUGUGCUAUAUUCAGGCUUACCCAUUGAACUCAGUAUACAUAUUUUUUUCUCUCCUGCCUUUUGUCUGGCAGGAUACCAUUCUUGUUGCUCUUCUGUGUAAUGAAGUUUAAAUGCUUGUUUGGAAAACUUUAUUUAACAGUUUAGAAGGCUUAAUAGAAAGAGUGCAUUAGUCUGAAGAGUAUACGUUGGAUAGGAAAGAAUUUCCUUCUUUUGUUUCUCCAAAUCUUUCCGCCUUAUUUAGCUUGAGAUCUUUGCAGCUUGGUUCAUGGAUUCUAGCCUUGCCCGUUGCGCAGUAUAUACUGAUCCAGAUGAUAAACCAGUGAACUAUGUCAAAAGCACUCUCAAUAUUACAUUUGACAAAAAGUUUUGUACUUUUCACAUAGCUUGUUGCCCCAUAAAAGGGUUAACAGCACAAUUUUUUAAAAAAUAAAUUAAGACGUAUUUAUAGGAUUAAAGCGACUUCAUUUGUAUACAUUUGGAAUCAAAACCAGCUUAAAAACAGUUUCCUGACUUAGAUAUGCAGUUUAACUGAUCCUCUUCUGGAAUACCACAUGAGACAUGGUCAGAAACAGUCCUUGGAAGAACAUUACACAGGAAGGGCAGAAUAAUACUUUGAAGGUCCCCCCCCCCCCUUUUUUUGUAGAGACAGAGUCUCGCUUUAUUGCCCUUGGUAGAGUGCUGUGCCAUCACAACUCACAGCAACCUCCAGCUCCUGGGCUUAGGCGAUUCUCUUGCCUCAGCCUCCCUAGGUUUUUUUCCCCUUUUUGUUUUAUUACUGAAAGAACAUCAGUGCCCAAUCUUAAAGAAAUUCAAGAUUCAAAAGAGAAUUUUAAAUAUACCGUGAAAAAUCAGUAGUCAGUUGGUUUCCAAUAAAGCUUGUUCCAAGUUGUUCUCAACUUAGGAAGUCAUUUUGAUGUGAUCUAGCAAGACAAUAGAAAUUGGCAAAUAUAACCACUUUAGAAGUUUAUAGCAUAAUUGAAAUUGUUAGAAGAAUUAAGCAGAUCACAAAAACAAACUGGGAUUAAAAUCUCAUAGUCAUUUCUCUUAAUUGCCCUUAAUCUUUUCACAUAUAGAGAUACAUAAAUUUAAAGAAUAUUCCUUCUCAGUUUUUCAGAUACUGCCAUAUCAAACCUCAUUCUAAACUGGUGCUGUGGAUAGUCUUUUCCUUUCCUAUCCCCUUUUAGUUAAAGGAAAGGUUUCCUUCAUGGAAAAACACUUUUAAUUUUGAGAAUUUCACAUUUAAAAUAAGCCAAAAGCCUGAUGUUCACAUUGUGCUUUUAAACCCCAUUAACAGCUGAACACAACUGUAGUCUCCCUUGAAAUUCCCUCCCUUUUUCAGUAGAGGAUCAAUAGGGUGACUGUAGCUGUUACAUUGGGGAGAGGAGUGGGAAUACCUCCAAAAUAAGGUUCUGGUGAAGAAAAAGUCUUAUACUAAAGUUCCCCUUUAGACCUAGCCAAGCCUGUAAUAUUUUAUUACCGUGAGUAGACACCUUUGCGAUCCACAAGGAAGAGAAAAAAGGCUUGAGUAUCAAAUUCUUCCAUUGUAGUUUGGGGGCGGGGGAUGACAACAGGGAGAAAGGGAAAAGUCAGGGAAGGGGAGAAGAAAGAAAAACACAUUUGGCCUUAAAAUAGCAUGCAUUCUCCCAAAAAACCAUAGUAAGAGAAAAUGACAGAUCGUGGUCAGAAGAUUAUUUUAUCAAAUUGGUAUGUAAAAGAUUUAAGCUCAAUUUUGCAGAGACCACCACUUAAGAAAAUCAAAGAACUCCUGUUUUGAUACUUCUGAGUUAAAAUAACUGUGUUAUAAUUUAUCUGGUACUUCAUUUUUCUUAACUAAAAUUACUUUCUACUUUAAGCUUGAAUAAAAAUCUUCAUUGGUAACUGUAUAUAAUUAAGUGGCAACUUAUCUUUACCUCAGUACAGUUAAAACCAUUCAUAUUUUAAGUGAUUCAUGUAUACCCUGAAGCCGUUAAUCCACCCCAGUCUCCACAGUAACAUCACCAACAAAAUGUGGGCAUAGAAACUCCACAGCUGUUUACAAAUUUGGUUACAGUGUGCUAUGGUACAUUAGUAACAUUCAGGCACUCAGAUUCUACUGUCUACUUCACCCAGCCACCCCUAGAUCUGAGUUUUCAGUGUGCUUCUGAAGUACUUUAAAAAAGUGGAGUAAAAGUGAGGCACAUUUUACAAGAACAUAACUCCUAUUAAAAUAGGAGUAACAACUAUGCAAAGGUUUCUAUAGCAGCUAGAUGAGUUUGUUUUCCAGGUCUGUCUUAACUGGCAGCUUCCUAUAUAUACUGGUACUUUGCUGUGCCAAUUUGCUAUAAACGUCUGUUUCCUACAUUUGCCAUGCAGUGACUAGCUAGAAAGGUAAAAUAAAUGGUGAAGAAACCCAGGAUAAUAUGGUAUAAGAACGUGAUAGCAGGAUUUUCUAAUCCAUAGGUAUUAACUGAAAACUUAAUGAUAGUUCUAUAGAUUCUAUAGUAGGCCUAAGAGUGAAAAUACUGUCAAGCCAGCCACAAGAUACUAACAAAUGUAUAAACUGAAAAGUACCAAUACUUUUUGCACAUAGAUAAAAUACAGUGGAGAAUUUUGGCUCCAAAAAUCAGGUUAGUAGGCUCAUUUCCAUGUGCUUAAAAAUGUUUUUGUUCUUGUUAUGCAUUGAAUAAGGGCUAGCGCAAGUAUGAAAUUAAAUGUCUUUUUCCUCCAAAUAAUUGGUUUUAAUGGUAAAAUGUUGGAUUUGGUGAUUACUGAGAUUGGUGUAUGGGGGUGGUGAUGAAGAAUUAAAGUGGGAGUUAGUUGGGAGGGAUAUCAAAGCCUUAGUUUUGGUUUUUGUAUUUUAUUAGUAUUCAUAACAGCUACAUUUCUUUUGCUCUUAAUUGGCCAAAUAAAUAUAUAAAAGCAGGUAAGUAGUUUAAGCAGGAAAUUUUAUUUCCAAAUAUUCCUACAAAUUGGCCCAUUUUAUUGGGUGGGAGAACAAAAAGGGAUUCCCUAACUUUAAGUAAUUUAUUUACCCUGUUAGUCAAAAGAUUAAAAAAUCCAAUCUUGUCAAUAUUUUCUUAGCUUGAAAAAACACAAGUAAUUAUUACAUGGUGAGCUUUAUUAUUAGGAGUGUUCUGCCUCUAGAGUGGCAUUCCAUGACAUUAAUAGAAAAUCCUUCUUUCCCACCCCUCCCCAUCUUGAAAUUUUCUUUUUUAGAUGUUGGUUCCUGCAAACAAGAACUGACCCUAUCACCUCUGCCUCACAGUGGGUAAAUAUAUCGUACAUCUCUUGAAAGAGAAAUAUCCAUGUCAGUUUCUUUCACAGCAGAAGAAUGGCUGAUUUUGCUUGGGGAGGAAAGAAGACAUUUUUGUUAAUAUCCUUUUUGUCCCACCUCUAAAAUGUUACAAGUAUUUUGAUUGAUUUUACUUUAAUUUCUUAUUUAGACUUUAGCAACUCUCCUUUUUGAGUUGCUCUCUGAAACAUUACUUCCAUUUCAGAAACCAUAUCUGAUUUAAUAGAAACUAACUUUAAAAGAAGAGGUGAAUUUGCAUUUACACUUAGACACUUUCUAAAAACAGGGUGAACUUAAUUGAAAAUUUUCAGUGUUGUUAAGCUAUUGUUAUAGUAGCUGCCCUAUAGUUGCAAAACCUAUAAAAAACCCGGCCCCUAUCUACUCAAUCCAGGUAGCCUGGAUUUAACAAAACUAAUAGCAUAAAAAUGUGUGUGUGUGUGUGUAUGUGUGUGUUGUUGUGUUUAUGUAUGGGAGAGAGUACUUAAUUCACGAGAAGUCCUGGAAAUGGCUGUUCUAGGUUCUUGUCAUUUUUACUAAAGGUCUUGUGCACAUGUGAAGUGCCCUUUCUGAGUUUAAGGUUUAGUUAAUACUGGUAUAUUUUUAUAAGAUUGAUACCGUGUCCCCAUCUUUAACUUAAAACAUUUUCAUUAUCAGGGUCAAUGUGCUAGAACUGAAUUGUAACAUUUUUAGGCACAGAUGGAAAAAAAUGUUAUUGGCUCCUUGAAAAUAUGUGUGGUGAGGGGAACAGAUACACAAAAGCAUGUAUGUACUUAAAAACCAAGCUGUAGAGAUCAAGAAAAGAACUUAAGUGUUGAUCUCAAGAUUUCUAAAUUGUCAAGAUUUACAUGGCAUUGUGGUGGAACUAGUUAACACUUUAGAGCUUUUGGUAUGUAAUAACUAUUUGCUAUGGACUGAUUAAAUGUUUCAAAAGGAUUGUGUUUUUAAAUUUGGGGGGGUGGUUUUUUUUUAACUGCCUCUCAGAUUACAUUUAGUAGUUUAAAUUUCUUUGUUUUAUUAUUUCAUUAAAGUAUAAAAAUUUCAGGUCUCUGAUAUUUAUUUUCACUUGUUCUACUAAUUAUUUACAAAAUACCCUUUGUUGACUUUUAUUUUAUAAAUGUGUAGUAUAUUAAACAUCAUAAAAAUUCUGUUCAAUUGAAACUACAUUACCUUUGAUUUGCUUUACUGGUUUUUUUUUUUUUUUUUAAUACACCUUUUCCAUGUUAGUGUGCAGCACUUAGCCAGUCAAUUUGUAUUUCCUUUCUUUCAAACCAAUAAACAGAAUGAGUAACUAA
Molecule: messenger RNA, 7477 nt
Organism: Nycticebus coucang (slow loris)
Lineage: Eukaryota; Metazoa; Chordata; Mammalia; Primates; Lorisidae
Gene: WDR26
Product: WD repeat domain 26
Exons: 14
Coding region: 673-2658 (661 amino acids)
Biological process (GO): proteasome-mediated ubiquitin-dependent protein catabolic process
Cellular component (GO): GID complex
Molecular function (GO): protein binding
Source: RefSeq, a predicted model, not a curated record